AUGCUCCAACUUCAAAGGCGUCUCGGUCAGCAGGAGUGGGCAGCACAGCUGUGUGAGCGUGAGCGUGAUCUGCAGCGGAGAGAGAGUGCGUUCCUGCAGCAGCAGCGAGGCGCUCACAGACUCAGAGGAGUCGAGCAGGAACAGCAGAGACGCGUCCAGAGCCUGCAGCAGCAAUAUCAGCAAGAGAAAAGUGAGCUGGAAGCGGCUCUGAAGCAGAAAACCAAAGAGAAUAAGAGGAUGAAGGCCAGCUUUGACUCCAUGAAGGAAUUAAAUGAUUCUAUGAAGAAACAGCUUAAUGAGCUCAGUGAGCAGAACAGGAAGCUGGAAUGUCAGUCACGGAAAGUUCAAGCUCGACUGGAGAACCUGCAGAGAAAGUACGAGUCCUUCACGACACACAGGAGCCGAGAAGCAGCUGCUCCUAAAGCGUUCGACCCCAAACCCAGCAAACCAGAGAAACCGCAGUCAAGUAAAGCAGCAGGCAAGGCCGUCACACACGGGCUGCUGGCGCUGCUGCUGGAUUGGCUGGUGGACGGUCAGCUGAUGGAGGUCAGAGACGGGUCGAGGCCUUCCUCGCAGGAGAGAUGCGCCAGGGUUCUGCCCAUGCUGGUGGAGCAGCUUCAUGGAGCGGUUGCUGCUGCGGUGGAGCCGUCUCUGCUGCUGCGGUCUCUGCUGCGCUGCAUCUACUGCUGCCUGCUGCAUCUGGAGCGCAGCUCACAGCACACCGUCCUGACCUCCACGCUGAGGAGGCUGGGUGAGGAGGUGUCUCGAGGAUCGCGCGUCUGUCCGCUCUUCAAGAGCUCCUGUCUCCUCACGCGCUUCUUGUGCAGCCUCAUCAUCAUCAAGACCAUCAGCCAAGUGGAUGUUCUGGCUCAGGCUGUGGAGGUGCUGUCCUGUGCGGUUCGCUCCGAUGAAGGGCAGGCUCUGUUCCUGGAGUACCAGGCUCUGCCGGUGGUUCUGGCUCUGCUGAGAUCUGCCAGUCCCGCUCUUCUGGCUCCGUCGCUGGAUGUGCUGCUGCAGAUGAGCUCAGAAUCACGAACGCUGUCGGCUUUUCUGGAUCAGUGCAGCUCCGAGGAUUUCUUCCGCUGCGCCUCGCUGUUCCUCCGUAACCCUCGUCUGGAGCCGCCGCUGCUGGAGAAGAUGCUGAUGCUGCUGCAGAAGCUCUCCAGCGUCCGGAAGAACAAGCGUCUGUUCGAAGCGUCGGCGCUGCGUUUGCUGCUGCAGGAGAUGCACAGGACCAGCGGCCGCAGUCAAGCCUUCAUCAGCAUCAACCUCAGCUCCAUCCUCCUCAAUCUGGGCACGCUCACACGCUCCUGACACGCCAAACACCUCAUCACAUACGUGCCUCCAUGCUCUGCGUCUGCAGUCAGUCACUCACGCUCGUCUGCUGAAAGCCUGAGCUGCUGUUUCCACAUCAAACCGCAUGCUGCUUUUAUACUAGCAAGCUCCCAAAUGAGCAAUGAGGAAUCACAACAGUAUGAAACCUGUGUUUAUAAUCGGUGGAGAGGAAGAUUAUGAGUGAAUAAUAAUCUCACAAACUAUAGACUGAUGCUGUUAUGAUGCUUCAAUGGGGAUUUUUGACAUUUUUGGAGUUUAGCAGUAUAAACCAUCAGCAGAGAGCAGCUCGGAAGAAGAAAACAAUAUGCCUUGAAACAUUUGUAGGAUAGUGCAAUUUUAUUAAUUUUUUUGUAUACAUUGAAAUAAUGAUUUUGAUGUUUUAUACUGUAAACAAC
Sinocyclocheilus rhinocerous is the source of this 1730-nucleotide messenger RNA. RefSeq names its product coiled-coil domain containing 138 (gene ccdc138). NCBI's taxonomy places the organism in Eukaryota, Metazoa, Chordata, Actinopteri, Cypriniformes, Cyprinidae. The record is from RefSeq and is a predicted model, not a curated record. Bases 1 to 1314 code for a protein of 437 amino acids. The transcript has 11 exons.